This is a messenger RNA of Rhipicephalus microplus (southern cattle tick), 3288 nucleotides long. Its product is annotated as ubiquitin-conjugating enzyme E2 Z. The record is from RefSeq and is a predicted model, not a curated record. NCBI's taxonomy places the organism in Eukaryota, Metazoa, Arthropoda, Arachnida, Ixodida, Ixodidae. Gene Ontology annotation, biological process: negative regulation of apoptotic process. Gene Ontology annotation, cellular component: nucleus. Gene Ontology annotation, molecular function: cysteine-type endopeptidase inhibitor activity.
AAGAAAGAAAGGAAGGCUGGAGCACGGGAAAGAACAGCGAUAUCUGAGUGGUGGGACGCUUAGCAAGGUAGCACGCAUUUGAUUGAGACCGAGACAUUGUGGUCGUCUUCUCAUCGGCAUGAUGUCGAAAGCGACGGGGAGCGCGAAAGCGCUGACCUCGUUGAUGGACAUGAUGCAGGAUCAGGAGGCGCAGGCCAAGGCAGCGCGGAAUCCGCCAAACUUCUGGGACCCCAUCUCGUACGAAUAUGAGCAGCCCACUCCGCAGUGUCUUCUCAGGGCUAAACGAGACAUCAUGGAUAUCUACACCCAGCCUCCCCCUGGAGUUUUCAUUGCACCAGAGGAAGAAAACAUAACCAAGAUCCAUGCACUGGUUCUGGGCCCCUUUGACACCCCGUACGAGGGUGGAUUUUUCCACUUCAUUAUGAAGUGUCCAGCAGACUACCCAAUUCAGCCGCCACGGGUUCGGCUCAUGACCACUGAUGGAGGUCGGGUGCGCUUCAAUCCAAACCUCUACAACAACGGCAAAGUGUGCCUCAGCAUCCUCGGAACGUGGGUUGGACCUGCUUGGAGCCCUGCCCAGUGCAUAUCAAGCGUGCUGGUCUCCAUUCAGUCUCUAAUGACCGAGAAUCCAUACUACAAUGAGCCUGGCUAUGAAACGGAAAGAUGGCCGGGCGAGGCAGCUCGGUACAACACCAUCAUACAGCAUGAGACAAUCCGGGUGGCCGUCUGCAACACCGUCGAAGCCUGCCUCCAGGGCAAUUCUCCAUGCCCAGCACCUCUGAGGGAAGUGAUCUUGAAGUCUUUCCCUGACUUUUACAACACCUACGAGAACGUGGUGAAGAACCAUCUGCACUUGUCUGGCUCCCCCAUGAACGAUCCGUUUGGCGACAAGAGAGGUGUCUACCAGUUCUCAACGCUGCUGACACGACUGCAGAGCUUAAACGAGCAGAUCAAGGAGAAAAACGAAGCUGCCAACAAGAAGGAGAAGAAGGAGAAAAAGAAGUGAUUGCUUUGUGUGAGGCCCUUGAUGCACUGAGUUGUCCACAGACAAACUCGGUACUUUUUUUAAGCCUCUGUGGCUGAAAUAAGGGGUUUUCUGUCUUUUUUUUUAUUUUUGUUUCUUGGCAAGUAAAAGCUUUACAUUUAAUGGCUCUGUAAUAUGGUCGUCGAAGACAAAGUACACAGUUCACUUGUACUGCUCGUGAUAUUUCUGUACACGGUGCGGCCACUUCCGUAAUAGUGUGAAGUGUUGUGCUAGUCUGUUGGAUUUAAAAAAAAAAAUUAUUGUUGUCGGCGAGUGAUAUCGGGCAGGCGUUAAGGGCGUUGAGUGUGGCAGUGCAUCGAAAGCAUCUGCCAGGCUUGCUCACAUUGUUCACAGUGAAAACAUGGUGUUUCCUGUGAGCUAACAGACCCUCUUUUUCAUCGUGUCGUUUUUCGUUUGUAGCCGGGCCUUUUGUGCUUAGCUUCUGCCCCUGUUAGGUACUGUUUGCGGCGUUUCAUGAAUGUUUGUACCGAGGCAAAAGCAAUACAGUUUCUUUGCCAGAGGGAAUCCCUCUGCUGAAUGAUGGACCAUUUAUCUUGAUGCAUUUGGCUUUAAUUUUUUUUAGCUUUGAUUUCUGAACGAAUUCUGCGGGCUUAAUAAAACGAAAGUUGGGGGCAACUUUCUUGGUAAACUGAAUAUCGCACCGGCAGCGAGGUUUACAAGGUAGCAUUUUUGUAGGGCCAGAGAUUGAUAGCUGCGUCAUCUAAGGCUCCCUUAGCCUUAACUAUGUGGAUUGGCUCUCUUAAGCACCAAGCCAGUAGUGCUGCGUUGCCCAGAUUUUAAGGUUGUUCACCCGUGCCCCAUGUGAUGCAAGGGCAGAAAAAGCUGGCAAACGAUGUUCACUACAUUCACUACUGCAGUUACCACCAUUCCAGAAAGUCGAGAAAUGCCGGCUUGAUAACUAGGAAGGUUGCAUUCGAUUCUUUGUGGUUGGGGUCUUUAAGACAUCUCAUCGACUGCCAAGUUUUCUUGUGGAAGUACAUCGCAACCACCAUGUGUUUAUAUAAUUCCUUGUGUCUAGUCCCUAGCUGGUGUGUGCCACUCCCUGUUCGUGUAUUAUUUGUUCAGACAUUAACUGCACAUGUUAAACUUAUCACUCCAUUUUUUCCAGUUUUUUUUUUGUGUGUGUGUUCUUAGGGAGGAAGUUGUCUCGUGCAUAGUCGUGGCAUCACAGCCCAGAACUUGUAUGGUAGCGAGGCACACAAGUUGUGAGUGAAAAGGGUGUCCACAUGUUCCAAAAAUAUUCAGCCCACCUCAGCUUUGGCUGGCAGGUGCCAUUUCAUACCUUUCUAUUGCUACCAAAGGGAGUAAAACUCCGGGGUUUUUUAUGCCAAAGCACCAAUGUGACUAUAAGGUUCUUUGUACUAGAGAACUCUUUACCCAGUUUGUACCACAUAGGAACCUUUAUAAGGGGUUUAAACCUAAGUAAAUGCACAUAUUUUAAGUUAAUUCAAUCCCUGCACCAGAGCUGCAAAAUGAGCGCAAAUUGGCGAGUAGGGGCGUAGGAAUGGCAAAUCUAUUUUCCAAGACGAAGUCAAAUGUAAUAGUAGUGCCAGAACCGAAUCUGAUAGUUUUUGAGUGCUUAACAGCUUUGUUUGCAUCUGCCUAAAGCAUUCUCACAUUCUAUUGUUCAUUAUUUUAACAAUAGAAUGGGGGAAGAUUGCAAAUGACCAUUGCAUAGCUUGAAAGUAUAGGCUAUUCGCUUGGCGUAAGCUGUUGUUCUUACACAAUGCCGAUGUGCAUAAAGUUCAUCACAUUUUACGAAUUUGGUUUACUCAGAUGCUGUUGAGAUUUCGAAAUAUUUGUAAAGUAUGCAAAAUCAAAUCAUAUUCAUUAAAAUUGGUUAGGGCACUAUAUUUGAUUUCUUAUUCAACAUUCUUUUUUUUCUGAUACCUACACCCACUAUUUCUGGGUCAUCAUGGUGCCAUUUUAGCUAGUGCUGCUGGGCUGCUGCUUCUUGGAACAAGUGGCACUUUGUAUACUGUACAGUGAACUUUAGUGUAAGAGCAUAUUUGUUGUCUUUGCUGUUUUUGCGAGUUCCUUUUCAAGACAAAUAUGUGCCAAGAGGGCACAUUGCGUUUCAAAGCGCUGCACCGAACACAUCAAAUAUUUGCACAUGUAUGUGCAAUUUGGUUUUGUGUGAUGUAAUCGCUUUUGUCUCGCUUGUAUAGUAUUGCACUCAUAUGUAUCGGAGAUCUGAGUUGUUGAAGUUGACAUCAUAAAGAAUAAAGAUGGCAGAAUAAAGA